Histoplasma mississippiense is the source of this 1806-nucleotide messenger RNA. RefSeq lists its product as hypothetical. The transcript has 3 exons. NCBI's taxonomy places the organism in Eukaryota, Fungi, Ascomycota, Eurotiomycetes, Onygenales, Ajellomycetaceae. Bases 1 to 1806 code for a protein of 601 amino acids. The record is from RefSeq and is a predicted model, not a curated record. Gene Ontology annotation, molecular function: protein binding.
AUGGGCAAAAACGACAAAAAGUCCAAAACUGCGGAGAAAAAGGCCCGUGUAGCCGCUAAACAGUCUAAGAAAUUGGCUCAGAAGGAGAAGAAACUCAAAGCAAAGGGUCAGGCUGAUGACAGCGAUGCUGAAGAUGUUGAUCUGGAUGCUGUUUUGGCAGCAUAUGCAGAAGAACAGGCCAAGUUCCUGAAGGUCACAGAGGUCAGCUGCGGGCCGCCGUCACCACGUUCUUCCUCUACCUUGAUUGCAUCGCCAGCAAGGCGAAGAGAAUUUUCCUCUCCAAAACAAGGAACCUUUUAUCAUUAUAAUGAUUUCUGGCACCUAGAUCCAUCGUCUAGGGAAUGGAGUAGGAUUGAAACAAAGACCAAAGGGCCUCCUGCACGGAGCGGGCAUAGAAUGACUUAUUUCAAGAAUUAUAUACUAUUAUUUGGCGGUUUCCAGGAUACUUCCCACCAGACAAAGUACCUUCAGGAUUUGUGGAUAUAUGACUGUCAAAAGUAUACGUGGCAUAACGUUACUCUUCCUCCAGCGUCCCAAAAGCCAGAUGCUAGAUCCUCAUUUUCAUUUCUUCCACAUGAAUUCGGCGCGGUACUUUACGGAGGAUAUUCUCGAGUAAAGAUGAGUGCCGCAGCCAACAAGCAACAGAAAGGGGGAGCGCAGCGUAUGAUCCUCAAGCCAAUUGUUCACCAAGACACCUGGUUCUUACGAAUUACCCCACCCCCAUCUGAUGCUCCCUCCACUGCAAUGCCUACGGUCCGAUGGGAGCGGCGGAAGAAACCGGCUAAUCCUCCGAACCCUCUCCGGGCGGGUGCAACUAUGGCAUUCCACAAGGGAAGAGGAAUUAUGUUUGGCGGCGUCCACGACGUCGAGGCAACCGAAGAUGGGAUUGAAAGUGAAUUUUUCGACAGUCUUCACGCAUGGAACACUGACCGAAACCGAUUUUUCCAAUUGGCUCUUCGUCGGCCGCGUGCAACAGGCAAGAAGCAGCAGGCUGCUAUGAAGACCGAAAAGCGGAGCCGGGGUAAAGCAGAUGAAGAGGACCUACUGCGCAACCUCGCGCUCGUUGAAACUAGGGCCGUAGAGUCGCAGCCGAUGGACAUCGACUCUCCAGAAAAUGAGGACGAGGAUAACGGAGAGGAACAAAACUUGACAGUUCGCUUUGAAAUGCCGCACCGGAGGUUCAAUUCCCAAUUAGCGGUGCUGGAUGAUACACUGUUUAUUUUUGGUGGCACCUUUGAAAGAGGAGAUCAGGAAUUUACAUUUAACGACAUGUAUUCUAUUGAUCUAGUGAAACUGGAUGGCGUAAAGGAGAUAUUCUACAACGAGCCUGAACAUUGGAAUGAUGCCAUUCCAAUCGACACUGAUGAAGAGGACGCGGAAGAGGAGGAAUCAGACGACGGAGAACAUGAGGAUAUAGAGAUGGAGUCGGUAGAAGUAGCAUCAACCGCAGCAACAAGCGUCACGGAACCUGCGCAGAUGGAAACAGAGGUCGAACAAGAAUCAGAAACCCCUGCCCAGGAUUCUCGACCGCAUCCCCGACCUUUUGAGUCUCUGAGAGAUUUCUUCAGCAGGACUUCCUCGGAAUGGCAGGAUAUUCUAAUAUGUAAAAUGAACACUGCUAAAUCUGGAUCAGAAAUGAGCAUAAAGGAGCUUCGAAAGGAAGCGUUUCCUCUUGCUGAAGAGAGAUGGUGGGAUUGUAGAGAAGAAAUCACAGCUCUGGAAGACGAACAAGAAGAGGCUGGCAUUGGGGAGGUCGUCAGUAUGGCCGAUAGAAGUGACGUUCCAACGGCAGGACGUCGGAGAUAA